UUAAUUAAAUUAAAAUGGACGCAGUGCCGCAGCAAACAAACAACAGCAGCAGCCCCUUCGACGGAGAAAAAUGCCAGAAACUCAAGAGAUUCGUGAUUGUUGGCCUGCUGAUCACGAUUGGCAUCUUGAGUUGGCACUUUUACGAGUACUUCCACAGCAAACCGCUUCCCAAGACGCCCGACGAUGUGCUGACCCUCUCAAAGAAUCUCUACGCGGAGGAACUGGAGGUCAGUCCAUACCUCUACAAGGUGAACAUUCAGGGAAAGACCUCAUCUGGAGCCCACGAUGAUCGUGCCCCGAGAAACCUCUUUGAACUGCAUCAGGACUUGCUGGUUAGGGAUGCCAACUCCACAACCGCCCUGCUGAUGCGACUCUUUGACAACUAUGAGUUGGAUGUGGGCGUGGCAGAACACUCCACUCCCGAACAUGAACAGGAGCAGCAUGAUUUCCUUAGGGCGGUCAUGAACACCCGGGUGAUGAAGCUAACUAUGAGAUUUUUGGUGAACAAGGAUAUUGUGAGCUCAGAUUACGAUGACCAGCUGCGUCUGCUGCAAGAGCUCUGGUUCACUCCCUACUCCCGGGGACGUGGCAUUAUAGGGAGCUCCAGUUUCGAGCACGUUUUCAUGGCCGAGAUCCGGGACCAGAAGGUUCUGGGGCUGCACAAUUGGCUUUACUUUGCCGAUCAGGAGCAGCGCGGCAAUGUGGACUAUAAGGGCUGGAUGAAGCACCAGGAAAUGGGAAAGCCCAAACAAAUGCUUUUGAGUAUCAGACACACGUUCUAUAAUAUCCAAAAGCCCUACAACGGACUAUUUGUGGGCACGUCGCCCGAGCUUGAUAUGAGCCUGUACACCGCCUGCUUCCUUACCACCCCGGAAAAGGAGCCCUGCCACAUCCAGCUGGGUCACGUGAGUGCCUCCAUAUUCUCGUACGCCUGGGACUGGAAGGGAAAGCGCCUCAUAGCCACCGCAUAUCCCGACGUAUCCUAGGA
Molecule: messenger RNA, 988 nt
Organism: Drosophila bipectinata
Lineage: Eukaryota; Metazoa; Arthropoda; Insecta; Diptera; Drosophilidae
Gene: EndoU
Product: Endoribonuclease U-specific
Molecular function (GO): RNA endonuclease activity
Source: RefSeq, a predicted model, not a curated record